CUGGGCAUCCACGCUGGGACGAGCACACACGCACACCCCUCUGUCCCCAGACCUCUCCCUCACCGGCCCGGCCCAGCACCCCCAGGGGCGCGCACCUGGCCGCCUCCGGCAAGGACACACCCCGGGGGGGAGGAGCUGCCGUCGCGGUGGGGCCCAGCCCACACCGGCUGCGAGCUCCCUUUCCGCUUCUCCGGGGGAUCGACAUGGCCCAGGAGCGUCCCAGCACCGCCCUGGAGCCCCAGCACGUCCAGCGGUUGCUGCUGUCCUGCCAGGAGGCCAAGAAGUCCGCCUACUGCCCCUACAGCCGCUUCCCCGUGGGGGCCGCUCUCCUCACCGAGGACGGCAGGAUCUUCUCGGGGUGCAACAUCGAAAAUGCCUGCUACCCGCUGGGUGUCUGUGCUGAACGAACUGCCAUCCAGAAGGCCAUCUCGGAAGGGUACAAAGAGUUCAGGGCAAUCGCUAUUGCCAGUGACUUGCAAGACGAUUUUAUCUCACCCUGUGGGGCUUGCAGACAGGUCAUGAGAGAGUUUGGCACCGACUGGGCUGUCUACAUGACCAAACUGGAUGGCACGUAUGUUGUCCGGACGGUCCAGGAGCUGCUGCCUGACUCUUUCGGGCCCGAGGACCUGCAGAAAAUCCAGUGAGGGGUGGAGAGCACCCUCCGCCCGGGAGCCCCUGCGUUCCUACACGGGCUAAGGGGACAACCACCCGGAGGACUUCAUGAAGACAUUCUCACAGACCUGGGGACACCUGCCGAACGGGCCCCAACCCGCCGGGCACUGGGCAGAGACGAUUUUUCCAAUUAACACUCGAGCACCAGGUUUCUACGAAGUGAUACCGGGUUUCCCUUCCGGCCUCUCCUUGCAACCCGUCUCGUCCUCCCCGGAACUCAGGGCACCCCGUCCCUCUCUCUCCUUCCCGUGGGCCUUCUUUCAAAUUCCAACCUAGUCUGGACUGCUUCCCCAUCUGCCUUCCCAAGGUUCUGUCCUGCUCUGGGUGACUUUUCUAAUGAUAAACAUCACAAAACUUUUGAGAGAGGCUUUUCGCUCCAUCUCAAUCCUUGCUGUAGCUCUCAGGAAGGGCAGUCUUCAUAUUAAAUAGAAAGGCCUGGACUCUUCCUGCCAGGAACAGAAUCAGACACCUUGGAUCUGUGUAGCUGGUGUGGAGAGCUGAGUUUUUAGAUCUCUUGUCCCUGCCUUCUUCCAAUGGGGUUCUGCUGGGCUGGGUCUUACUGAGAACGGCCAUUUCUAGAGUCUGUUCUGGGCUAAGUCAGACCCGGGCCCUGGAUGCUGUCACCCCCCAAGUAUAAAGGUAGGGAAGGGCUGUUUGUUUAGAUGGCAGAGCAAACAUCUCUAUGAGAACCUGCUGUGUGUCCAGUGAUUUUACCUGGAUUAUUUUGUAUUUAAAGUACUCAACAACUCAGUAAAGUAGCUAUCUCCCCCUUCUUACAGUUGGGGGCCCUGGGCCUCAGCGAGGUUGAGUAACUUGCUUUCAGACCACAGCAAAGUUUAAACCAAAAUCCAGGUCCCAUCACUCCCCCUUGUAAGGUAUAGUUCGGGCCGAGGCAGAAAAGGAAAGACGACCUCAACGGAAGUAGGUUACCUUUAUUCAGGCAAGGAGGGGCGACAGUCGACCAGGCUGAGUGCCGAGAGGGAUCAGGGAGACUCCAUAUUUAUAGAGACGUUUGUGGAAGCGAUAAGGGAAACGUUAAUCAGGCGGGAUGUUUUGGGUAUUCUCUAGUUGAGAUGGCAUUUGUAGUUGGGCAGGGGGUGAUAAGUCUUCUGGGCAGGUGUAGGGGGUGGAAGGUUUCUGUGUAGGGGGUGAUAAGUCCCAGAUAGUUUAAAAAAAAAAGUCCCAGAUAGAUGCAACCGGCCUGGAGCUUCAGGGCGGAACCUAAAGUUCUGUUUUGUUUUCUCCGAAGUUAGAUGAUUCAGCAAGGGCCUUUGAGACUGUUGUUUUCUUUUCUAGGCCCGAAGACUCCUUCACCCCUAGGAUCUAGAAACAGUGCCUGCUCUUUGCCAUGUGCUGUGAUAUAGCAGACCUGGAAUCUGAACCAGGUCUGACUCUUGAAUCUUUUUCCACUUUUUCCGCAGCUGAUGUCUGGCUGCCUUUAUUUACUGAGUCUUUUCUAUAUGCCGAAUACUGCAGAGAAAGAUGUAUAAGAAACAGUCUCUGCCUCUGAGGAAUUUGCAAUCUGAUAGAGAGGUGUAAACAGGACUCAGGCUCAGAAAUAUACACUGCGAUCUAAGCUGGUAGCAAGCGCAGGGGGCAGCACGCUGCCUUCUGGGGAGUGAAGAGGGUCAGAUAGGGAACUGUCUGUUUCCUUGGUGCAAUUAGGAAGGUGAGGGCUGAAAAGGGAAGGAGCUGGGCUGGCUCUGUAAAGGGGGCUGGCAGCUCUAGGUGUCCUCCCUGGAGGAGCUGGCCUCGGGCCAGUCUUUGUGGCUGGGGUAACAGUAGAGCAUGGGUUUCCUCUUUCUCCCCUUCCCUGGGAGUCCUUUCUUUUGAGAUCAGAGCAUCUGCAGGGAUUACUGGUGCGUGCGUGCUAAGUCAUUUCCACUGUGUCCGACUCUUUGUGACCCCAUGGACUGUAGCCCACCAGGCUCCUCUGUCCGUGGGAUUCUCCAGGCAAGAAUACUGGAGUGGGCUGCCAUGCCCUCCUCCAGGGAAUCUUCCUGAUUCAGGGAUCAAACCUGUGUCUCAUACACCUGCCUAUAUUGACAAGCUAGUUCUUUACCACUAGCGCCACCUAGGAAGCCCUACUGUCUGAUAAGACUGGCUUUUCCAUUACCCACCCAGACUUACCUGCUGCCAUCUCAAGAGACAGAAAAGUAGUAUUUCCAACAUUCUACGUGAUGCAAAACUGCACCCUGCCUUUCUCUAGAAAUGGUUGCUGAGAACUUCAGCACACUCUUCUGGAUGUUCUCAACCAGGAGAAGUGAAGAAAGAAAAAGAAGACAGGAAGCAGGAAGAAAACGGGCCAAGACAUUAACAUCAGUUAAAAUUCUGAUCAGUGGGAUUCUAGAGUAGUGGGUUAUUUUCUGUUGUACAUAUCUGGAUUUUUUAAAUUCCCAAAGUAUUUCUUUUUCAUUUAACAACAACAACAAAAAAGAUGGUAUGGCAUAAUGGAGUUAAACAGCCUCCGAACCAUGUGGCGGCCAAACUGUGUGAUUUCAUUACCCUGAGUCUCAAUUUCCUCAUCUGUAAAUCAGCGGUGACAGUUUCCAGGGAACAGCAUUGUCUAUGGAUCAAAGGAAAGAGGCCUUAUUGAGAGCCCGGUGCUGGGUCCGCAAUAAGCUCUUGAUACAUGCCAGCUAUUCCUCUUGUGAAGAGUGACCAAUCUGGGUCCUUUGCAGAUGGAUGUGAUUUUUGCAAACAGGCUUUUACACUUGUUUAAUAAUUUUUUAAUUGAGUUCCUACUGUGUUGUAGGGCUGGGGCCACACCCUGGGGUUGCAGCAGUAAAGAUAUAAAAUUGCUGUCCUCACAGGGCUCUGUCUGCCUGUGGGAAAGACAUCUAAGUCAGCGGUUCCCAACCUUUCAGGCACCAGGGACCGGUUUCGUGGAAGACAGUUUUUUGGGGAUGGCACUUUGCAAAGAAGGAUUCCAAAAAUGAUUCGAACAAUGUCCCCUUGGAAGAAUGACACUCAUUUGGCUGCAGAGAGGCUGGGAUGUUUGUUUUAAAUAAAAGCAGUUGCAUUUUGUAGUCCUGCUGUUCUGGGGGCUGUGAUUUCAGAGCAGCACGUGUUCCAUUGUUUAAGGCUGUCUGUGUUUUUUAGGACCCUAAAGCUAAGUCCCAGAUUCCCAUGGACAUAAAUAGAAGCAUGUAUAUCUCUGCUGCUCUUGCCAGCUGCUGCUAACUGCUUAUGUAAACUACAAGAUUCUUUUGGAUUUCCUUUUGGCAGGGAGGAGGGAACAAAUAUGAUUCACAGAUGCCAGGGGCACUUUGGGUGCCUGUGUCUGAAAUGAAGCCAGAAAAUGCUGUUCAAGAAUAAAUAAUGGAAUGGCCUAA
Messenger RNA from Cervus elaphus (red deer), 4007 nucleotides. It is a transcript of the gene CDA, whose product is annotated as cytidine deaminase. Bases 204 to 644 code for a protein of 146 amino acids. The record is from RefSeq and is a predicted model, not a curated record. Gene Ontology annotation, cellular component: cytosol. NCBI's taxonomy places the organism in Eukaryota, Metazoa, Chordata, Mammalia, Artiodactyla, Cervidae. The transcript is spliced from 4 exons. Gene Ontology annotation, molecular function: cytidine deaminase activity; zinc ion binding.